ACCGAUCUAAUCUGUAGGGAUGAGGAAGAAGUUGUAAUUCUACACAGAGAGUUUUACUGCGGGACCUUCCAAGAGCAGAAAUGAUUGCCACUUCUUCUUUGGCUCCAUAUUCCUACCAACAAUAUUCAGUGACAUGAAACUCAAUUCUGACACAGAACGUGUCUGGUGAUAGAGAAAAUUAAUUGUCUUGGGUAUUUCUUACAGACCUUCUUCUCUAGCUGAAUUCUGUUGGGAGGAAGUAUUUUAUGAGAGAGAAGUGUGGGGACCGGAGUAACUCAUCUGGAAGGUUUGAGGUGGUGGUUAAAUUCCAGGAAGGUUCCACUGAGUGGAGAGCAGAGUAUAUGAUUCCCUGAGACCUUCAGUUAUCACCACCUAGCACUAGCAUAGUGAUGUUUUAGUGUACUUUAAUCUGAAACCACUAGAAAGUGAUGUGUUGUUAAAUGUACACUAAGGUUUUUCGUUAUCCUCCCCCAACAAAAUACAGGAUUUAUUUCCUUCUGAUAAUGCUUCUAAAAAGUGGUUGUUGUUUUUUUUUUUUCUUAUCACUGCAAGCUGCAGAAGCCAGUUCAUAGUAUCAGGCUUUGUGAAACUAAGUUUCACACAGCUUUCUUCUAGCAAUGGCUGGUGAUAACAGCCAAGUAAAUAGUGUCAAACGUGACUAAACACUUGUGUAGAGUUGUGGAUAAUUCCUUUUCUUGAUCCUUACUGAACUACAGGCUACCUUUAUCUAAAAACCAGCUGUCAACCAUAUUAAGGGCAAAAUUUCAACUUGUAGUGAAAGUUCCAUCUGAGAUAAACACAUUUGGUAACUACAGUGGUUAGAAAACAGAAAGGCAGCGUCAGGAAAGCAGAUGUUUUUGUCACGACUUCCAGGGGCCUCUGAUGCCGUCGGUUUGCGACAUUGUCUUAAGUGCGACACUUGAUCAUUUUUUUGUGUUUUCGUUUUUGUUUAGCACUGCUUUGUCCAGAUGUGCUCUUCUCUUUCUGGGUCCAUCCUAACUUCCUGCUCAUCUGUUUCCCUUUUAAUGCCUCUUCCGUUCACAUCCCAAAUUAUAUCUCUUAUCCUGCAUUGCUCAAUUCCUUUGUAGAUACUUCUGACAAUUCAUUGAUGCUCUACAUUGUCAAUGUUGAAAGAAAUGGAAAAAUUAUUUAUACCUGGAAGGGAAAACAGAGAAGUACUCACAUUGGAUUGUAUGAUCUUCAAACUAAACAAAAUGAGCACCUCUAUAUGUUUGAGAAGGAUCUACACAUAAUCAGUUGUUCAGUCAACAAUGAAAGGACAUUAUUGGCGGUCAGCUUCCGUCAAUAUACAGAAGAAGAAAGAGUAAGUCAGCUGUUACAGUCAGUAUCCAAGUAUUUAACCUUGCUAAUUGAAAUUCAUCCCAUUAAUAAUGUGAGAGUCCUGAAGGCUGUGGAUAGCUGUGUUCGAGUGCAGUUUCUUUAUCCAGUUGAAGGCAGAAAUACUUCUACAGAAAGUCGCCUCUUGCUAGUUUCAGAAGAUAAAUAUAUCGAACAAUUUGACAUUCAUGUUGUUGCAGAAGAAGAACACAAAGUGGUGAUUCAAAACUCAGAUCAGCUUCCAAGAGCCAGAGUUGUAGAUGAUCUCAUUUGGGCACAAUGGGAUAUGGUGGAACAAAGGCUCUUCUACAUUGUUCCAAAGGAAUCAAGGAGUACUUUAAAAUGUGUCCAGUUUUAUCCUGAUGAAAAUUUUAACUCAAUACUGGAAUCACACCUGGAUAUUUCUGUAAAUGACACACAAUUACAACUUGUGAAUUUUGGAUAUGACUACUGUAAAGACCAAGAUGUUGUAUCUAAAUCUUUGAAUCUUCAGGUUUUUACAAGUAAAGCAGGAGGCUUGUGUGUGUGUUGUAGUCCAGCCUCUGAUAUUCCUGAUGAAAUAACAUACUCCGUGUAUUUCUUACAUAAAGGUUACAACAAAACUUUUACAGUUUCUCUAGAAAGAACAGAAUCUCCUCAAUUGAAGGAAGUGGCUUUUAUGAAUCUUGACUAUUAUGUGGCUGCUUAUUUGCCUGGCCAGUUUCUUCACCUCCUGAAUAUUCAGCAUCCUGACCUGCUGUGCCAUAGUUUGUUUCUGACAGGAGAGGAUGCAAGACUUGAUGUGUUGCAGAACUGCUCCAUCCAAUCCCCGCUCAUGUCAACAGUCUUGGAUUGCCAACUAGGAAGCAUGUACACAGUGAGCAUCAGUGACAAGGCUGUGCUGCAGUUCCUGCAGAACAGCAAACACGACAGUGAGAGACUGGCAGCUCUACAUUGUGCUCUGUUGUACUUCCAACACACAGAAGACUUGGAAAUGCAGAUGAUUUGGUGGAUUUCUGAGAACCUGUCAACAUGUCAUUCUUUUGACCCCAUUCAAGAAUUUAUCAUCGCCUCCCUGUACUGCGGAAUGUGUCCAGAAACUCGCAACCUGGAUAAACUUUUGCCCUACACAUCACUGCUUGACUGGAUUGGGAUUAUCCCCAGAAUAACAUGUGCAACAGACAUUAUUACUCUGCCUGUGUUAGAGCUCCAAAACUCAAAAGGCUUCUGGGAGAAACUCAGUUCAAACUUGGAGACUGUGAAGUAUGCAGAGCCACACUUGCAUUACCACAAUAACGUGCUCAGGAGCGAAUGGCGCAACCUUUCAGAAGAGAGAGAAGAGAGAAGAACCACAGUGUAUUUGAGGAAUAUUUUUGAAAAUGCCAAAAAGGUGCUUUCUCAUCUGGACACUUGGGACUCUGACGAAAGGCUAGUACCUCUCUUUCAAGAGGAAGAUUAUCAGCAGCAGUUGCUAAUGGGACUGAUGGUUGCUCAGCUAAAGGAUCACCUUAUGAGACAUUUACAAUAUGUAGGAAAAAAGAAGAUUGACCAAAUAGUUUUGGAUUACGUUGCAAACCUGCUGAAUCUGGUACAUCGAAUAAUGAAAGAAGUUUGGAGGCGAUACCAGCUUCAUUCCUGCAUCUUCUGCUUUGAUGAGAGAGGAAGUGCAGGAGAGUUUGCAGUGUUCCACAUCAUGAGUCGGAUUUUGGAAGCUGCAAAUGGCAUGUGCAUGCCUCUACCUCCUGGCUUCCACACUCUGCACUUGGGGCUCGGUGUUCGAUGUCUCCCUCUGCACACCCUCCUGCACUAUAUUGAUAAUGGAGUCUUGCAUUUGACAGAAACGUGUGUCAGGAAAUUGCUGAAAGAUCUGGAUGACACUGAGAAGAAUGAAAAGCUGAAGUUCAGUAUUGUCAUGAGGCUUCCUGAGGCUCUUGGUCAAAAGGUCCGCCAGUUUUGGAAUCAUCCAAUGAAUGCGAAUUUCAUUGCACGGAAAUAUGUGAAACUUCUGCUUGAGAAGCUGGGGAACAGGCAGUGUAGCAGACCUACUCCUGAGAGACUCUCGGUCCCUGUAGAGUUUUUGCCACUUAACUACCUGACUAAUAUGCUGGCAGAGAUAGAGAAUCAAGGUGUGCAUCCAUAUGAAAAACAAGAUCAUGUUAACGUAAGAUUUGUCGAAGAAACAGCACUCAAACACACCAUGAUGCUUUUGGGCUUCAAAUAUUCCUGAAAUAGCAUGCUGCUGAAGAAAGCUAACUGUGGUGCUCUUACAUAAAAAACUCAUGCAGAAGCAUGCAGCCAACUUUUUUUAAAAUGUUUGUUUUAAACUUAAAUGACAGUUUUGUGUAGUCACCAUUACUGACAUAAGCUACUCAAAGUAUUGCUUGGUGCAACCUAUUAAGGCUGAAAUCACUGACUUCUAGAAAAAUUCAUUUGACACAAACCCAGGUUUCCAAUGAAAGGUAACUGUGGUUUCAUUGAUUCAUGUUGAAGUGGUCAAGUAGGUGGAACUACAGCAAGUAUCAAAACACACUGUGAAAAUUGGUAUUAAUGUCAGUUAUUCUAAGAAGAUGGACAUUGCUGAAAAGUUGUAUUGUACAGUAACAGGAAACCUGUAACUGUUUACUCAUUUAGAUUAAUAAAAGGAUUUUUUUGAUAUAUCUAUGUAAAGCAGUUAAGAAUAUCAAAUUAUGAAUCAGUCUCUGUAUAUAAUACAUCAGUAAUCAUUUAUUCAUUCCUUGUGGUGGUCAUGUGCUAUUUUAUGGUUCUCCUGCCUUUCGAGUUAGAAUCUAAUGUAUUCAAUUUCACAGAAUCACAGAAGAGUCAUGGUUGGAAAGGACCUCUGAGAUCACUGAGUCCAACCACCAUAAAAAAAAAUCCAACAAAAAGCCAACCAACCAACCAACAAAAAAACCCAGAACACACCCACACAACAAAACCCCAAGCAAACACAAACACCACCGAAAAACACCUACAGAAAAAAACCCACAACAGCCUACAGUCUUGUCCACUAGAUCAUGCUCUGAAGUGCCACAUUUACACAUUUCUUGAAUACCUCCAAGGAUGGUGACUCCACCACCUCCCUGGGCAGACUGUUCCACUGCCUGAGCACUCUUUCAGUAAAGAAGUUCUUCCUAAUAUCCAGUUUAAACCUUUGCUGCUGCAAUUUCAGACCAUUUCCUCUGGACCUGUUAUUAUUCACUUGGGAGAUGAGGCCAACACCCACUCCUCUACAACCUCCUUUCAGGUAGUUCUGUAAUUAGUGCAAAAUAUAAUCCUAAGGUCUAUGCAGUGGGGUUUUGUUUGUUUGUUUGUUUUAAUAUAAGUAUUAUAUAUUCUAAGCAAUAUAGGAUAAGAAAAAAGUUCUUUAGAAAUUUAUCUUAAUGGUGACAGUGUUUUACUUAAUUCUUUCCUUGAAACUUUUAGUGUUACAGUUCAAACCUCAGCUUCAAAAAUAAAUUAUGGAGGUUGCUUUUC
Messenger RNA from Apus apus (common swift), 4791 nucleotides. RefSeq names its product gamma-secretase activating protein (gene GSAP). Gene Ontology annotation, cellular component: trans-Golgi network. Bases 1109 to 3544 code for a protein of 811 amino acids. NCBI's taxonomy places the organism in Eukaryota, Metazoa, Chordata, Aves, Apodiformes, Apodidae. The transcript has 31 exons. Gene Ontology annotation, biological process: positive regulation of amyloid-beta formation. The record is from RefSeq and is a predicted model, not a curated record.